This is a messenger RNA of Equus caballus (horse), 1534 nucleotides long. It is a transcript of the gene TREX1, whose product is annotated as three prime repair exonuclease 1. NCBI's taxonomy places the organism in Eukaryota, Metazoa, Chordata, Mammalia, Perissodactyla, Equidae. Gene Ontology annotation, cellular component: cytoplasm. Gene Ontology annotation, molecular function: nucleic acid binding; 3'-5'-DNA exonuclease activity. The record is from RefSeq and is a predicted model, not a curated record. Gene Ontology annotation, biological process: DNA catabolic process.
CCCUGCCCUGCCUGUGGAAUUGUCCUGAGUCAUCCCUUUGGGCUGAGGCCAUGGGAAGAAACCAUUGUGUCACUAGGAGGCAGCCCUCAGUCCGGGCCUAAACAAGGGAGGCCUGGGAAAGUGGGGCCGAGGGGUGGCUGCAAAAUGGCCACGGCAGGUCUGAGUCCUGGAGCUAGUCUUCCUCGAUAGCCUGGGCUCCACUGCCCUUGUCCUCCCGGCUGGCUCACUCACUGGUAUGAGGGUUUCUGGUGCAGUGUGCCCACCAGCAGGCCCACAGCUAAAGAUCUGAGAAGGCCUUCGGGGAGUCAAGAGGUGGGAGGGUUGGGGGGGGGGGGGUAGUGCCUGGGGAAGGAUGGGUGUUGGCAAGAGAGGGACAAACCAGGCAGGCUGACAGCAGGGCGGGCCUUGCUCACGCCAGCCCGUGGGCGGGCUCAGGCUGGGUUUCACUUCCCGCCACUGCUGCCAGCAGCAAGAAUCAGCCAGAAAGUGUGUGCCCCGCCUGAGCCAUUGCUGCCUGCCUGCUACUCGGCUCAGCGGCAGGUACCCACCAUGGGCUCACAGGGCCUACUCCCAGGUCCUGUGCAGACCCUCAUCUUCUUGGACCUGGAAGCCACUGGCCUGCCCUUCUCCCAGCCCAAGGUCACAGAACUCUGCCUGCUGGCCGUCCACAGAUGUGCCCUAGAGAGCUCUCCCAACCCUCACGGGCCUCCUCCCACAGUGCCCCCACCACCCCGUGUGGUGGACAAGCUCUCCUUGUGCGUGGCCCCAGGGAAGGCCUGUAGCCCUGCAGCCAGUGACAUCACAGGCCUGAGCACAGGUAUGCUGACAGCGCAUGGGCGUCAACGCUUCGAUGCCGACCUGGUCAACCUGCUCCGAGCCUUUCUGCAGCGCCAGCCGAAGCCCUGGUGCCUCGUGGCACACAAUGGUGACCGCUAUGACUUCCCCCUGCUCCAGGCAGAGCUGGCUGUGCUGGGCCUUACCAGUGCUCUGGACGGCGCCUUCUGUGUGGAUAGCAUUGCUGCCCUGAAGGCCCUAGAGCAAGCGGGCAGCCCCUCGGAGCAUGGCCCAAGGAAGAGCUACAGCCUGGGAAGCAUCUACACACGCCUAUACGGGAAGGCCCCCCCGGACUCACACACAGCCGAGGGUGACGUGCUAGCUCUGCUCAGCAUCUGUCAGUGGAGGCCACGGGCCCUGCUGCAGUGGGUGGAUGCUCACGCCAGGCCCUUCAGCACCGUCAAGCCGAUGUAUGGGGUCACAGCCUCUACUGGAACCAACCUAAGGCCAUCUGCUGCCACAGCCACUGUACCCCUGGCCAGAGCCAGGGACACCAGUCCCAACCUUGAUGGGGGCAGGAGGCCCAAGGCCCUUCCUCCAAUGAAAGGCCUUGGAGCCCCACCUGGAGAGGGACUGUUGGCUCCACUGGGCCUUCUGGCCUUCCUGACCUUGGCAGUAGCCACACUGUAUGGGCUGUCUCUGGUCACACCUGGGCAGUAGGCCGAGAAGGAAAGUCUGGCUAAUAAAGCUCCCCACAGCA